Molecule: messenger RNA, 2151 nt
Organism: Akanthomyces muscarius
Lineage: Eukaryota; Fungi; Ascomycota; Sordariomycetes; Hypocreales; Cordycipitaceae
Exons: 1
Coding region: 1-2151 (716 amino acids)
Biological process (GO): maturation of SSU-rRNA
Cellular component (GO): 90S preribosome
Molecular function (GO): ATP binding; nucleic acid binding; RNA helicase activity
Source: RefSeq, a predicted model, not a curated record
AUGGAUAUUCUCAAGGUGCUGUCUCGCGGGACCAAGCGCACGGCCAAGGCCGCUGGCGCUGCAUCGGCCAAGCUGCCGUCGUCGACCGGCGUCGCGGCCACCAACCCGCAGCUGUACCACGACGAGGUGCGCGGCCAGAAGCGCAAGCGAUCCAAGACGGAGAAGCAAGCAGCCGAAGCCUCUGAACUGGACCAGCUGCCCGAAGUCGACUUUUUUGCACCCAAACCCGAAUCAACGUCCACGAAGCCCCAGUCGCACGACUCCAAGAGCAAAGCCAGCGGGCGAGCCUCGAGCCCCGUAUCGAAGCCCGCGAAGCGUAUCAGCGAAGAAGAAUGCCGACAGACUCUAAGAUCACACCGUCUCAAAGUGACGCUCUUGUCAAAGCAGGAAGAGGAACCGAAGAAGGUCAAGAAGAGCAAGAAGAAGAAGGCUGCGGCGGAAGAAUCUAAAAAGGACGAGAAGAAGAAGGCGCAAUUGUUUCCACAGCCAUUAGAGACUUUCGGUCAGCUGCGCAGCACAUAUGGAAUCUCGCGGCGGGUCUCGGAGAAUCUGGUUGCGCAGAGCUACCGCGUGCCAACCGAGGUGCAGCUUGGCAGUCUCCCGCUGCUUCUGAAGCCCGACCAGGCGCUUGAGGACCACGAUGCCCAAGGUCUGGAGCAUGGCGUCAACUUCUUGGCAGUAGCGCCGACUGGAAGCGGCAAGACCAUCAGCUUCCUGAUCCCAGCCAUCAACCAGAUCAUGCGACGAAGAGGAAUGAACCCCAACGACCCGGACGCGACCACGACACAACAUGACCUCGAGGCUAUCAUUCUGGUUCCUACAAGAGAACUAGCCCAUCAGAUUGUCAACGAGGGGCUGAAACUCCUGCAAGGAACAAGCAUCAAGAUCAUGGCCAUGAAGAAGCAGAUGAACCUGGACACAGAGGUGCAGGAGUUGGCGGAGGAUAGUGAAAGCGACAAGGAGGAAGAGAGCGAAGAUGAGGACGGAGACGAGGACGAGAAAACCCCGAAGCGCAAAAACAAAGCUACGGCAGCCAAGCCUGAUAUCCUGGUCACCACGCCGCAGCUGUUAUUAAAUUUCCUUACAUCUGGAUCUGCGACGACUCAUCGCGUGCUGCCAGACGUGCGAGAUCUUAUCCUCGAUGAGGCCGAUGUCCUCUUGGAUGUGCUCUUCCGCGAGCAGACAAUGGCUGUUUGGUCCGCAUGCACCAACACAGAGUUGCGAGUAUCAUUCUGGUCGGCCACGAUGGGAUCCAACAUUGAAGCCAUUAUAACAGACAAGCUACAGUCCAGGGCCGAAGGAUUGAGCAUACACCCCAAACCAUUUGUUCGCUUGGUUGUCGGCUUGAAGGACACUGCCGUGCCCAACAUUGUUCAUAAACUCACAUAUACUGCCAGUGAGCAGGGUAAACUGCUUGCCCUCCGCCAGCUCCUCCAUCCUACGACGGCAGACGACUCGGGCCCUCCCUUGCGACCACCAUUUAUUGUCUUUACGCAAACCAUUGACCGAGCCUCGGCUCUCCACGAAGAACUCAAGUACGAUAUACCCCUGGAGGCCGGUGGCUCGACGAGAAUCGCAGCUCUGCACAGCGGUCUGCCCGAGUCCGCCCGCGCCUCCAUCAUGCGCAAGUUCCGCGCCGGCGAGAUCUGGGUGCUCAUCACGACCGACGUCCUCGCCCGCGGCGUCGACUUUGCCGGCGUCAACGGCGUGGUCAACUACGACGUGCCCGGCUCGAGCGCCGCCUACGUGCACCGCGCCGGGCGGACGGGCCGGGCGGGCCGCGAGGGCGGCAUCGCCGUCACGUUCUACACCAAGGAGGACAUUCCGUUUGUCAAGACGGUCGCCAACGUCAUCGCCGCGAGCGAGCGGCAGGCGGGCAAGACGGGCGACAACGCCAGCAUCCAAAAGUGGCUGCUCGACGCGCUGCCCAGGGUCAACAAGGCGGACCGCAAGAAGCUGCGCGAGCGCGGCGUCGAGUCGCGCCGCAGCGGCGCGAACAAGGCCGCGAUCACGUCGACGAGCGGCUACGAGCGGCGCAAGGAGAAUAAUCGACGCGGCGCGAUCGAGGGCAGCAAGAGGCGCAAGACGCAGCAGGACGACAGCGACGAUGAGGACGGCGCUGGUGGCGAGUGGGGAGGCAUCGAUGACUAG